AUGUCUCCGGCUGCAUACAUCUCCACCUCCAAGCCGUCAGCAUCAUCCAUCUUCUCGUUUCUGACCUCUGUUCCACAAGCGACGGUCACUCCUUACCACCGGCUCUUUGGGCGCGUCGUGAUCUCGCCACUGCUGUUUGGUCAUGCCACCCUGUACUUGCUUUUCUUUGUGCAGUCCAGCCAUCCCGAGUACAGCUCCCUUUUUGCGAAGCGUAUUCUGGACUCGGAUGUGCAGUGUGGCCUGGUAGCUCUUAGUGCUGCGAUCUCUCUGCUCUUCUUUGCACGGCCUCGGGGGGCUGCUCCGAAGAGCGGCAUUCGUGCAUGGUUCUCGGCGGGAUCCAUUCAAACCCGCCGGCGCUCAUUUUAUUAUGGCCAUGUUGCAUUGGUUGUUUUGUUAAGUGCGGCCGCAUACUAUCACGUUGCGCAGGCCCAGAAGUAUAUGCUUCAAGCACUAGGAGCUUCUGUGGUCAAUGGGGUGUGUUCCUUCAUGAUGGUGCGACGGGUAGGUCGCGUAUAG
Messenger RNA from Penicillium macrosclerotiorum, 516 nucleotides. Its product is annotated as ferric reductase-like transmembrane domain-containing protein. The record is from RefSeq and is a predicted model, not a curated record. The coding region runs from base 1 to 516 and encodes 171 amino acids. NCBI's taxonomy places the organism in Eukaryota, Fungi, Ascomycota, Eurotiomycetes, Eurotiales, Aspergillaceae. The transcript has a single exon.